Messenger RNA from Closterium sp. NIES-65, 768 nucleotides. The record is from the annotation of a GenBank genome assembly. Lineage: Eukaryota; Viridiplantae; Streptophyta; Zygnematophyceae; Desmidiales; Closteriaceae.
AUGCCAAGUGCGCUUCAUGUUUACAUCAUGUGCUUUUUUUUUCUCAUCGCACGAGCAGGUCUGGCGGGCAGUGUGGCGGCGUCGCACUGCACGGAGUACUCCCUGGAGGAAGUGCUCACAGCCACCAGCAACUGGGCGAGUGAAAACCAGCUGAGGUUGGGCUCCUUUGGUGACGUGUACUUCUUUGAAGCGCCCUCUUGCCUCACCUUGAAGCAGCAGCUGGACAUCCUUAUUGGUGCAGCACGUGGUUUGGAGUACCUUCACAGCUUUGGCCUCGUGCAUCGCGACAUCAAACCCGCCAACAUACUCCUUGGGGCAAAGAUGCAGGCCAAGAUUGCGGACUUUGGACUUGUGAGGGAGGAGGAGGGCAGCACAGUGGGCACAACUCGAGUGAUGGGAACACCGGGCUAUGUGGAGGCGUGCAUCUCCUCCGACACCCAAACCAGCCUCAAGGACCUGAGCAUGGACGCCCCUGAUCAUGCUGUGCUGUGUCUCGCCAAGCUGGCUCUCAGCUGCACUGUGGAGCGCGGUGCAUAUCGCCCAAGCAUGGCUGGCAUUGCCAACGAGCUGCUUGCUAUCAGGAAUGAGGUGAUGGGAACAGAGGAGCUGAGUGCAGCUAUUAAGGUGGACAUGCAAGCCCUGAAUUUAAAGUCCGUGAUUUUUCGUGGGAAAGGCAUGUACGCUUGGCCUCCUGCUCGGAAGUUUCUAUCAAAUGCGACCAGCUACUGGAGUAAGGUUUUAGGUGGUGGUAACUGGCAGAAGUACUGA